UGUUGAGUAUCAGCCUUGUGUUUGCAGUUGAUCCCCCGCUUGAAACCUACAAUGUAGACCGUUCCAGUCUCUCUGUGUCCGGGGUGUCGUCUGGAGCCAUCAUGGCGUCACAACUUCACGUCAUCUACUCCAGUAGGAUAAUGGGAGUUGGCAUAGUAGCGGGAGUGCCUUUUGCGUGUUCGGGUGGUACUCUGGCUGGAUUGGCAACCUGUAUGAAGACGCCGUCCCUAGAAUCCGUGUACACAUUUGAAGCUCUGGUCUCAUCCGGGGCACUGUUUGGUAAUGUGGACGCCACGUACCAUAUGCGCCAUGACAAAGUAUUCAUCUUUAACGGAAUAGAGGACUCAGUUGUACAUCCAGGCAACGGUCCAAACAUCGCACGUUUUUACGAGCAUUUCAUCCAUGACAGCCACAAUAUCAAGAAGGUCUUUAAUAUGCACACUGAACAUUGCAUGCCAACGGAUAAAAUAGGUGGACCCUGCACAGUUCUGUCAAAAACCAACUUCCUGAACAACUGUGGAUAUAACGGAGCGUUCGAAAUCCUAAACUUUAUCUAUGGGGGCCACUUAAGAAGGCCAUCGCAAAAUACGACUGCGGCUGGAGAGCUGAGGAAGUUUGACCAGGCUGCAUUUUUUGCUGCGCCUCCAAUAACAUACAGCUUAGAUAACACGGGAUAUAUUUAUAUACCAUCAAGAUGUCUGGACAAGUCCCACAGUCAGUUGUCGUAUAUUACUCUACAUAAUUACUCUACAUAA
This is a messenger RNA of Saccostrea echinata, 755 nucleotides long. RefSeq names its product poly(3-hydroxybutyrate) depolymerase-like. The transcript is spliced from 7 exons. Bases 102 to 755 code for a protein of 217 amino acids. The record is from RefSeq and is a predicted model, not a curated record. Lineage: Eukaryota; Metazoa; Mollusca; Bivalvia; Ostreida; Ostreidae.